Molecule: messenger RNA, 543 nt
Organism: Lonchura striata (white-rumped munia)
Lineage: Eukaryota; Metazoa; Chordata; Aves; Passeriformes; Estrildidae
Source: RefSeq, a predicted model, not a curated record
AUGAGCCCGGAUUGCACUGGGAACGAGCCCGGAUUGCGCCGGGAACGAGCACGGAUUGCGCCAGGAACGCGCCCGGAUUGCGCUGGGAAUAAGACUGGAGUGCAGCCAGAUAGCGCCGGGAACGAGCCGGGAUUGCGCCGGGAACGAGCCCGGAUUGCCCUGGGAACGCGCCCAGAUUGCGCCGGGAAUGAGCCCGGAUUGCACUGGGAACGAGCCCGGAUUGCACCAGGAACGCACCUGGAUUGCGCCGGGAACGCGCCCGGAUUGCGCUGGGAACGCGCCCGGAUUGCGCCGGGAAUGAGCCUGGAGUGCAGCCGGAUAGCGCCGGGAACGAGCCCAGAUUGCGCUGGGAACGAGCCCGGAUUGCUCUGGGAACGCGCCCAGAUUGCGCCGGGAAUGAGCCCGGAUUGCACUGGGAACGAGCCCGGAUUGCGCCGGGAACGCGCCCGGAUUGUGCCGGGAACGCGCCCGGAUUGCGCUGGGAAUGAGCCUGGAGUGCAGCCGGAUAGCGCCGGGAACGAGCCCAGAUUGCGCUGGGAAUGA